This is a messenger RNA of Macrosteles quadrilineatus (aster leafhopper), 5768 nucleotides long. Its product is annotated as neurotactin-like. Lineage: Eukaryota; Metazoa; Arthropoda; Insecta; Hemiptera; Cicadellidae. The record is from RefSeq and is a predicted model, not a curated record. The transcript is spliced from 13 exons. The coding region runs from base 133 to 2508 and encodes 791 amino acids.
AGCCGGAGCUUCGGCAUUUUGAAGGUGCAAUAUUUCAUUGUUUACUGUGUUUUUAAAAUGGUACGCGGCGGUGAGGUGUGUUAAGUUAGUGUUGUGUUGUGUUUUCGAGACCCGACGUUAAAGUUGAUCAAUAUGUCUGAAGAAGUACCAGUUGAGCCCAUAAAGGAAAAAGAAGCUCCCGCCAAAGAAAUUAUUGAGAUUGAAAAAUCUGAGGAUAAAAAAGACAUUGAAGAUGAAGAAAAAGAGAAGAUGUUGAACGAUGAGAACAAAAAGGAAAUAGGGGAGGUAGAGAAAAAGAAGAAGGCGCUUGAAGAAGCAGCGGAAAGAGAAGGGGGAAGGAAGAGGAUCCCUACUGGAGGAAUCAAAAUCCCAGGAUUCCUCAGAAGUAGAUCACGAGACAAAAAUAAGGACGGAGAUGAAAAAGACGAAGAGAAGGAUCUGCUCGAACCUCCUUGCACAGCGACCACUGUUGGAAGUGACGAUGAGAAAACCGACACGCCUGCAACCAAAAAGACUUUGUUCCCAUUUAUAAAUCCAUUUGCAAAAAAGAAAAAACCGGAAGAGUCGUCUGCUAGCUCUAACCCCGAGGGAGGAGAUGUACCGCUGGAGAAGAGGCCAGGCUUCCUACACGCCAUCAAACUACCUCUAGUCAACGUACUGCCAAGGAAACUACGCUCUACCAAGGAGCCAGAUGUUGAGGAAGGAAGUUCGACUCCCAGCAAGCCUGCAGGUCUAGCCUCCAUGGAGACAUUGGACGACAGCAACGGAUCUACGAAACACUCAGACGAGAAAGGCGAAGAAGGCCUGGAGACUGUCAAACUGGACUCUAGUGAGGAAAAAGCUGCUCUAGAAAGUGAGAAGAAUGCACCAGAAAAGAAGCCAUGGGAUAGAGAAGCUAUUAUUGCUAGGCUAGCUCCACUGAAGGAAUAUCAAUAUAUCAUAGGUGGUGUCUUAUUAUUCUUGAUAUUGUUGAUCAUCAUUAUCAUCAUUGCAGUGUCAGGUCCCCGAACUCUAACGUCUUCUCCAAUCAUCGAUGGACGAUAUGUGAGAGCAGUCACAUCCUGCGGCCCUGUUGAAGGAUUGCUGGAAGACGGAGCCAUUGUGUUCCGAGGUAUCCCGUACGCCAGGCCACCGGUGGGUGAGAGACGAUGGCGAGCACCUGAGAAGUUCACUCUGGAGUCUUGUUGGAACGGAACCCUCAAGACUCACAACUCCUCCGACACUUGCUGGCAGGUCUACAACAAUGGAACUAUCAACGGACGAGAAGACUGUCUCACUCUAGACAUAGUCACUCCUCAAGUCCGAUACAUCAACCCCUUGCCUGUGGUGGUUCUAUUUGGUGCAGAAUCUCUAUCCGGAGGGUCUCCUGGGCGUCUAGAUCUUCCCUCGCCUCGGCUCAGCCGUAUCCGAGACGUUGUCUUUGUCAAGCCCAACUUCCGCAUGGGUGUCCUCGGAUACCUAGCUGCCAAGGCUCUCUCAAACUCAACGUACCCCUUCACCUCAGGUAACUACGGACUGCACGACGCUGUGGAGGCGCUGAGGUGGGUGAAGAACAACAUCGUCCACUUUGCUGGAGACCCUGAAGCCAUCACGGUGCUAGGACACAGAGCCGGGGCCACCAUGCUGACUGCCAUUGCUGCCUCGCACAAAGUUGAGAAGCUGUUCACCAGAGCCUGGCUAGCCAGUGGGUCUGCUAGUUUCCCAGGUAUUCCUUUGGCCGAGUCUGAACAGGAAUCUCUUCCCUACAUCCGAGCCCUCGACUGUAACGAGAGAGACGAUCAGUGUCUGCGACAGAAGGAUGUUGAAGAGCUGAUUGACAAUGUACCAGAUGAUUGGGUGAAAGUAGACCAUGACCUGCCCCGAUUGGACGAGAACAUCACGUCCAAACAUCAGUGGUUGGUGGUGGACGGAGUUGUCAUCAAGGAACACCCCUUGGAAGUGUGGAAACAAGGCAAUUUGUCGGUGAAAAUUGUCAUGGGAACAACUGCACACGCCGAUGCCACAAAGGCUUUGUACACGAUGCGACCGGAGUGGACGGAGGAGGAAGUGAAAGCUAAGGUUGCCAACAGCAUCCUCGGCUACAACCAGUCUCUUACCAGUGAAGUGUUCAAACGUUACAACACCUCCUGGACCAGCCUGGCUGCCAUCGUCUCAGAGAUACGAACUAUCUGUCCUCUCCUAAACCUGGCCAGCCAGCUGCCAUCCACACCCUUCUAUGUUGUCACUGAGCCUCGAGGUGAACAUAGAGUUGCUGAUGUGAAUGCUGAUGUCGAUGCCAUCUUGGAGCGUUACAAUCCUAAAACUCCUGAACAACGACGGUACGUCUCGGCGAUACAACAGAUUUUCUACCGAUUCGUCUCGCUCGGAAAGUUUGAUCACCAUCCGUCCGACGCUUCCAACAACAAGAUCCUUCUGAUUGGUCAAGACGCUCUGCCGAAUCUUGGAUAUCCAAACUGCGACUUCUGGUUUGCAAAAGACAUUGUGCCUCGAUUUGCCCGAAUCGACUAGAUGAAAGGUUUCAAAAUAGCCUGAAUCGUUUGAAUAUUAAGUUGUAAAUACUUUUGCAAAUUGGAUGAAGAAAUUCAUUGUUUUGCUUAUUUGGGGAAUAAUUUGUUCUGAUAAGUUUUACUUUUGAAGAUAUUAAUGAAAGAAUUAAUGUGUUAUGUUUUUACAAUGUAUCAUUAAAAUCUACACCACAAUAUUGCUUGUACAGUAUAAAUUAUUUAUUGUUUUUUUAAACAUAUGAGGAUGUUGAGUAUUGUAUCAAUGGCAUUCAGGUUUUUCCAUUUUAAAACUUGGAAAUGAUUACAUUUUACAUGUAAAGAAAAAAAUUUUGUUUACCAGGGAAUUUUCUACGGAAAAGUGAGGUGUUGGUGUGAACUGACAAGAUUUAAGACCACGACCUUCACAUAGUAGCUCAAUUUGUUGCCCUUGAUAACAUUUUCAGGGUUUAAGAAAUUAAACCCUGAUAACAUUCUUGUAUGUUUCUAAAACAAACUAUACUUUUAUUAUGUAUAUAGGGUAUGUUGUGUAAUAACUUUAGAGGUAAUUAUUUAUUUUAGACGUAAGCGAUGACUGUUUAAUUUUUGUAUUAUAAUCACGCGUAAUCGUUUUCACCUUAUCCCUACUUCCUUUCACAAAAACGGGCCACCAAUAUUUACAUAACAUGUUAUUUAAGGAAUAUUCAUUCUUAGCAAUAUCAUUUUAGCAAGAGCUACAAUUUAUAUCCAAUGAACAGCUUUAAUGUUUGUAAAAUAUUGCUAACACUUUUUUUUAUUGGGCGUUAAUAUUUUGUGAAUGUUUGCUAAAUCCACAAUAAUAUGCUCAGUAGUAGCUUUAUGUAUAUAUGAUAUUGAUAAACGAAUUUAUGUCAUUUAAUUGAGUUCCUUCAUUGAUUUUACUGAAAGAUUCUUAACUAUUUUUUUAAGAAAAUUUCAAGAACGGUUAUACUUUUUUUGUUGACAACAUAGUGAUUUUUUGAACAAAAUUUCAAAUAACACUUUGUUAUUUAUUUCAACAUACAGUCUGGUUGUUUACACAUUGGUUGUAUGCAACCAUGACCAAGUAUGGUGUUUCCGUCAGUAUACCAAUUAUCUUCUAAUUCCUAACUUUUGGUUGUAGAUGUAUCAAAUCCUUAUGCAUGCUGAUUAUUUUUGUAUUUACAACUCUCUAACAAUUCAAUCAAUUCAAGUCAAUUUUAAGAUGAUGAAUAAACAUUCUAGUAAUGGGUGAAUUCCAACAGUUUGUUCAACUGAAUGUGAAUGAAUCUUGCAACGACUCAAAUGAAUCAUGAAUCAGUUUCUAAAGAGCUAAUUCGUAACAAAAGUCAUAUGAGCUUCAAAUACAUAACAGGUUAAAUUAUCAAGUAACUCUAAGUAAGGUUUCAUUACGAUAUUCACAAGUGUAAAUACUGGAACUGAUAGCUGUGAACAAAAGAAACUGAUCAUUGUAGCAACAAAUCUUGUUUUGGGUGAGAAACAAUUGUGGUAACUCCAAGCCUGUGUGUCCUCCACUUGGAUAACGGUUUCUAUAGUUACGAAUAGGGUUUCAGCAUAUAGAGUUUUCAAUUACAGAAGAAGUCCUUCUCGUAUGAGGAACCAAUUUUUUUAGAUCGGUGAUCCUACAGCUAGGUGUGUUCCAAAUCAACAGGUCAUGGCAUUACCACAUUGCUAAGAACUGUUGGUGUUAAGCGGGAUUUGGAUUUCACCCAAUGUCUUUUGAAAUGGUCCUGACUAAUGAAACAGCUGUUCUUAGUCGGUAAACUACACAUAUCAUCUCACUCUGUUCUAAACUCAUCCUUCACUCAUAUUUUGGUUAAAAUACCCACCUAGGUAACAUCAACAUCCCCAUAUCAAUAAUUGAUGAUGUAUGAUGUAGCACGCACACAUACAGCAACCAUUUGAAUGGCUACAGAGUCUUGUCAAUAUUUAAUUCUUUGAAUGUCGACCCACUGAGAUGAUUUAGUUUGCUCAUUGCUAUAAUGGUAAUAUUUCUCUUCAAUUGUUUAGUUCCUACAACACUAAUCUACGUAAUAUUUAUUCAGAAAGAUGAAGGCCAAAUUCUAAGUCGGUCAAAUGUGAUAAAGUAGUAAGGAAUUUUGCAUUUUUAUACAAAAAUAUUUAUAGAUCUCUAUAAAAUUAGCCACAGGACAUUUUAUAAGUCUAGAAUUAUUUUUAGAGUUAGUAAAUAAAUAAUAACGACUGCCUGAAUCAGGACUGAUCUCAAACAUAUUAAAUAAGUGCAAAUGUUUUCUAGGAUUUAAUGUUCCUUUUGUAAUAGUUAAAAACAAAAUUAUGUUUUUAAAAGUGAGUAUAGAUAGAGUAUGGAAAGUAAUAUUUCUCUAGUGUAUAACAUUUUCCAGAAAGAGGACAAAGUUUAAUAUAAAUAAAAAUCUUCAUGGAAUCUUUGAAUCAAAUUAAGGUAACUCUUAAGUGUAUAAGAAUGAGGAGGGAAUGCACAAAUAAAUACUAUACCUCACUCAAUACAAUUGAGCUUAUACUUUCCUUUUAUUAAUUAACACCUUUGUAUCCUCUAGAUUACCUUUUAGAUUUGUAUUGCAAUUUAAUUGUGUGCUGUAGAUUUAACAUUGAUGACCCAAAUUAUGAUACCAAUUUUUCUACAGUAGAACCCCCCAUACCGACCUUGGAAUAACCAACUCCUCAAGAUAUCCGAUCAUCUGGGCCAACGCCAAGCGCGAUCCGUUGACUGAAAGUGGAUGUUACCGGAAUCGCGGCAUACGAUUACCGAAGUCGCAGAGUACAAGUUACGCUCAAGGAUUUUGGGUCACGGGAGAAAAUGACUGAUGUCUUGGAAACUGCAGGUUAUGCUCCCCCCGAAAUCCGACUAUGGCUCGGUCCCGUCAUGGUCAGAUAUGAAGGGUUCACUGUAAUAAAAUCAAAACCGAUAUUGAAGUAUGAGAUAAUAAUAAUUGUUAGUUGAGAUGUAAAAUAUAAAUGGUUAAAUUAAUCUAGAAUUUGUUGGGGAAAAUUUUGUAAAGUAACACAGUGAAAUCCAACCCCAAGUCUUUCACAAACCAAAACUUUUUACUUAAAGUGUUACAGUAUAAUUUUUAUCAUGUCUAAUAGUUGACAGGUAAAUUUGUCCAUCAGUGUAGCUUUUGUAUUGUGCUUUUGUAAAGCCUGAUAUUUUUGUUAAGCCAGAAUGUUAUUUUCUAAAUAUUUAUAUACAUACAUUUCUUGUCUAUUGAUGUGUUUUGAUAAACAUUUUGAGUGUAAUUAUAUUGUACGUAGCAAUAAAAAUUUAACUGA